Messenger RNA from Phoenix dactylifera (date palm), 3809 nucleotides. NCBI's taxonomy places the organism in Eukaryota, Viridiplantae, Streptophyta, Magnoliopsida, Arecales, Arecaceae. The record is from RefSeq and is a predicted model, not a curated record.
GUCUGGGUCGGUCAGGCUUCCGCAGUUCAGGCGUUCACAGCCCUGGCCACCGCCAAUCUCUAUGUCGUCUUCGUGCUCUCCUCCCAUUCCGCCGCUCGGGACCGCCCUUCGCCCACUCUCCUCGCCGGAGCCGAUUCUCGAGUCUCGAAUUUCUUCUCCUCUCCUCUUAUCUUCUUCUUUUUAGAUGGAAAAUUUAACUCGUAGAACCAUGUACCCAUGGAACCAUGGACCCACACUGCUCCGCUAUGGCCUUCUUCCCACCAUCAUCUCUUUUGCCCCGGGCUCCUCCCCGGCCGUCAGCACAGCCGCUAUAUGAAGGCUCUUUCCAUUCUCCGGAAUCAGUUCUUGGAUGUCGCUAAAGAAGCCUUGGCCUGAGAUCUCCCUUCGUAUCCUCGCUUUCUCCUCGUCAUGUAGGAGUAUCCGUGGGGAUUUCGCUUCUACUCUUCUAGCACUGCUAUUUCUUUUCUCCUUAUUCUUCUUAGCCUUCUCCUUCUCAUUCUCUUCUUCGUCUGUGUAUAUUUGAAACUGAGGCGACGAUGAUGGGUGACUCGUCAAGGGUUCUUCUUCUUCUCCUCUUCAUUGCCGUGGAUGUAUUCUUUUCUAGCAAGAGGCGAGGCAGCUCUGGAAGGUCUGCUGUUCCGCAGACAAACGACCUGCAGAAUUUGCUAGCUGGGCGAGUCAUCCGAGAAGAAGGAGAAGAAGAAGAGAAGGAAUGAUCUUUCCCUCUCAUUGAAUCAAGAAUCCCCUCUAGGCCUUCAAACCCUAGGUCUCUGGCUGCUUUUCUUUCUCACUAUUGGCUGGUGGUCUUCUUCUUCCUCGUGGGUAUGGAGCUUGAAGUCGUGCCUCUUUCUCUCAUUCUUCUUUUCUUUCUUCUCGCUGGAUUUUAUUCUUCUUCUUGUUAUCUGGUCUUAUAUGAGGAGGCUGUGGUGAUUCUUGAACGAGGAUUUUGCUACAUUAUCAAGUGGAAACAUGGCUUUUCUAAACGGUGAGGCAAACUUGGACGGUUGUUUGUUGUUCUUGUGAAGGCAACAAUUUGCAGCCGUUUCAAUCUGAGUCUCCUUUUCCUUUUCUUUGAUUUUCUAGUUUCUGGGUUUUCUAAAUUUUUUUUUAUAAAAAAAAUAAUUCUUGUCAUACAUUCUCUUUUCUCCUGCUGAGCACAGGAAACACAACCAGCAAAUGGAAAAAUAAUUCAAAUACUCACCAGAUGUUUUCCUUUCUGAUUUGCAUAAGAAUUGAUGGCUUAGAAGUAUGGUUUUGCUUUUGUGGAUUAGAAAUAUGCUACUGCUUAAGGAUUAAAAUACAAUGCCAAGUGUCAAACUGUAAUUUGCAGAUCAUGGAAAUGGUACAAAGAGGGGAAAAACCUCCUAACAUCAAGGGGAUUAAUGACAUGCCUUCCAACCCUAGUCAGCAUAUACCAAGACCUCUUUAUGGCACCUGGACUCAAGCCAUGGGAACACACUCAGCAGGCUCAGCAAAGGCCCAUUGAUGGCCUCCGAUCCCAAGCAAGCAGGCAAAGGUUGAGUUCCAAAGUAAAAAGGGAGAUCUCCCAACUGAAUGGGAGAUGUUUUGAUGGUUCAGAGCCUUGGGGAGAAAGAAGUUUUGAAGAAUACAGAAAUAGAAUCUGAAGCAGAAAAAUCAAGGUAGUUCUCUUACCAAACUAGAGCCAAUGAACAUCCAAACUGCCGGGUUUGGGUCCCACCACAGCCCCCGGCAGUUGUGAUGCCAGAAGCUCCAGUCAAAUCAUCCAUUCAGGAGCACGAGUCUGAUGAUGAGAGGUCGACAGCUCUUGCCGACAAUGGAGAAGAUAAAAACCCAGCAUGUAUUGCAGCGGAGUGCGGACUCGGAAUUCCCACCUCCCACGUGGCCGCCCAGGGGCGCACCUUGGGAUGCAUAGGUGGCAUCGUAUUCGUGGGGACGGCGUCGUCGUCACCUAAACACCGUCGUUUUUCGUCCACCACGCCUGCCCACCUUCGGAGAUGACGUCCCCUCGCGGUUAUCCAAAGCCGCCCCGACUCGCUCUCUCUUUCACGCCUCCUCUGCUCUUUUCUCCCCUUCUUUUCCUCUUUCGCAGAAAAGAUUCCAUUCGUCGUACACAUGCUCUGCGUUCAUGCCUGCCACAGAGAAGAGAGAGAGAGAGAGAGAGAGAGAGUACCGUGUGGGAAAACCAAGAAUAUAGAUGCAAAUUGAUUAAGAUUCUGGAAUAAGAUGGUAUUAUCAGUAGAUGAUCGGUUCCCGUUGUCAUUCUACUUCAGAAUCGCCGGCCAGAUCGUAAAACAAGCCAAAAGUUUAUAGGGACGAAGGGAAUUUGGAUGAUCUUUACCCGACCCUUAAUCGAUACUUAGGAUUGAUGUCUGAGAUUAUUCCUCAGCACCGGAGUUUCUCAAAGUACGCCAAAAAGGAAAAGCUUCACCACAAGAAGAUUCUGCACGAAUUCUCCAAAGAACUUGAAAAAUUGAAGACACUCUUUGGUAGAAAUAAUAAUGAGACUGGCAGUCAGCUUACAAGGAGGUCUAAGGAUAGUAAAGAUGAUUCCAGUUUGACAUCUCAAAAAUGGAUUGAGAACAAUGACGAGAAGGCAACAUACUGCAGGUCAAUCAGAACAUGUGAUAGUGACAGUUUUGAUAGCAAUGCCUUCAUGGAUAAUAUCAACCUGGAAUCUGGGAUUGCAGUAGAUGCAAAUAGUACUUGCACACCUUUGCAUGUCUCCUUUCCAAUGGCUCGUACAGCAGUGAGAGAUCAUGAUAGCACAUUACAUGCUGUUGGGCAGUACUCUCCUUCUCCUGCUGUUUCUUGGAUAGAAGAUCUUCCACUUGUUGGCCAAGUUUCUCAUGUCAUCUUUCCUGAAACGACAAAUGAGCAUUUGGUCCCUGUAUGCGGAGAGUCUUCAACAUCGACUGGUAUUCACAACAUGCAUAUAUCAGCGAGAUUGAUGGAAGAAUUUAUGGAACUUGCUAAAGACAAUACAGACAAGAACUUAGAGACUUGUGGGAUCCUUGGUGCUUUCCUUAAGGAUCGGACUUUCUAUGUAACCACGCUAAUAAUACCAAAGCAGGAAACAACUUCCAGUUCAUGUCAGGCAUUAAAUGAGGAGGAAAUACAUGCCAUAUUGGAUGAACAGUCCCUCUUUCCAGCAGGAUGGAUUCAUACGCACCCUUCUCAAACUUGCUUCCUAUCAUCAAUAGAUUUGCAUACUCAAUACUCUUACCAGGUCAUGCUACCAGAGGCUGUUGCUAUUGUUAUGGCUCCAACAGAUCCUACAAGGACUUCUGGUAUUUUCCGGCUAACUGACCCAGGAGGGAUUACUGUCCUAAAAGAAUGCGAGGAAAGGGGUUUCCAUACUCAUCCAGAAACUGCUGAUGGCAGUCCCGUUUAUGAGAACUGCUCCAAUAUUUACAUCAAUCCAAAUUUGAGGUUUGAGAUUAUUGAUCUCCGAUCUGCUUCCCCAUGACAGAUGUUAUAUGCCAUUGACAUGCGGAUGUAUAGUUGUAUAUAUGUAAAUUGACUUGUAUCAGAAGGUGUUUCUUCAAGGUUUUGUUUCACAAGGUGAUGGAAGACGUGUGAGAAUCCGCUCUUAUACCUGACGAUAAAUACAGAAAGCCACAUCUGCAUGGAUGUAUUUAAGUAUGCAUGGUAAGCUGGUAGUGUACUAAUGUGUACAUAGAGUAGUAUCAUCUUGUUUUCUAUUGCAAAGAUGGCCUUGCAAAUUGGCGACACAUGCAGCAGGUUAUGACAUUUUGAUUCUGUGGAUAAAUGUUUCUUACAUAAAUUAUUAGUUAAUAAUGGUAGAUAUCCACAGUUUAUUUUUUACA